Messenger RNA from Camelina sativa (false flax), 1108 nucleotides. Lineage: Eukaryota; Viridiplantae; Streptophyta; Magnoliopsida; Brassicales; Brassicaceae. The record is from RefSeq and is a predicted model, not a curated record.
UAAUAAAUUUGGAGGCAUUUUUUUUUGGGGUGAUAAAAUCGGAGAGAGAGAGAGAGAGUGAGGUGCGUCGACAUCCAGGUGAAUCCAAGUAAUUAAAUUUGCAGGAUUUUAUCUUCUUUAAAUACUUUUUUUGUUGAAAUCUUCCUUUCCAAUUUGCCAAUUUCUCCGUGUGGUUUGAAACUUCGAAAGGGUUUUUUUUUUUCUUCGGGGGAAACACGGAAUUAGGGUUUAGGUCAUUUUGGUUGGGUAAAGAAGAAAGAAGAAAGAAGGAAGGAAGAUGCAGCAGUCUCCGCAAAUGUUUCCGAUGGUUCCUUCCAUUCCUCCUACUAACAACAUCACUACCGAACAGAUCCAAAAGUACCUUGAUGAGAACAAGAAGCUGAUUAUGGCAAUCAUGGAAAAUCAGAAUCUCGGAAAACUUGCAGAAUGUGCCCAGUAUCAAGCUCUUCUCCAGAAGAACUUGAUGUAUCUUGCUGCAAUUGCUGACGCUCAACCCCCACCACCUACACCAGGAGCUCCACCAGCACCAGCUAUGGCUGCCCAGAUGACGACACCGCAUCCUGGGAUGCAACCACCUGGCUACUUCAUGCAACAUCCACAAGCUUCAGGAAUGGGUCAACAAGCAUCACCCGCAGGGAUUUUUCCUCCAAGAGGUCCUUUACAGUUUGGUAGCCCACACCAGCUUCAAGAUCCGCAACAGCAUCAGAUACAUCAACAAGCUAUGCAGGGACACAUGGGGAUUAGACCAAUGGGUAUGAACAACAACGGGAUGCAGCAUGCGAUGCAACAACCAGAAACCAGUCUUGGAGGAAGCGUGGGGCUUAGAGGUGGCAAGCAAGAUGGAGCAGAUGGACAAGGAAAAGAUGAUGGCAAGUGAAAGGAUCCAAAUGAAAGCUUUGUUUUGUUGAUAUUUAGGACUUCUGAGUCUACUCAUAAGGGUUUUGCAAUAGCUUAUUUGAGUUUUUAACAGAAGAUAGACUGUGGAAUAGUUCCGCAAACCGUGUUGUAAUGUAUUGUUAUCUAGUAGUACAAGGUCGGAUUGGUUUAGAAAAACAUCUGUCAUUUAUCUUAUUCUGAAAAUGAAAGCAUUGAACUUUUGUUUCUCUCA